This is a messenger RNA of Xiphophorus maculatus (southern platyfish), 3982 nucleotides long. RefSeq names its product SRY-box 10 (gene sox10). Gene Ontology annotation, molecular function: DNA-binding transcription factor activity, RNA polymerase II-specific; RNA polymerase II cis-regulatory region sequence-specific DNA binding. Gene Ontology annotation, biological process: peripheral nervous system development; neural crest cell migration; enteric nervous system development. The transcript is spliced from 4 exons. The record is from RefSeq and is a predicted model, not a curated record. Gene Ontology annotation, cellular component: nucleus. The coding region runs from base 567 to 1934 and encodes 455 amino acids. Lineage: Eukaryota; Metazoa; Chordata; Actinopteri; Cyprinodontiformes; Poeciliidae.
CACAGAGCCAGCAUUCAUUCUCGGGCUGCGAGCGAGGGGGCUGGGAAGCGAGCGUCACUCUGGAGACUCGGGAACUCACGGAUCCUCGUGCUAAACCGGCGACCUCCUUUUCUCAUUCCCGAAGUCCUCGCUGUUGGAUUUCGACCGCAGGACAGCCGCAGGAGAGAGAGAACGGGAAGUCAGAAAGGAAGUGGGACUGGGUGAGUUUGGCACGGACCGCUGUCCAUUAGCAGGUAAACUGGGGUCCAAGGUGCGCACUGAGCCGCCUAUGAUACCAACAACGCGGAUGGAAAGAACUUUAAUGUGGAACCCUCACAGAGUUUUGCAACGCAGGCUCAGAGUAGAGACAGACUGGCAGUUUAUAUUAUAACUUCAUUGGAGGCCAAAGAGACAGAAGGGAGAGCUUCCGCUCGGUGAGUCAUUCUGAGGUACAUAGGUAGAAGCCGGAGCCUGACAGGUAGAGCUGAGCUUUCAGGAACAGAGUUUGGUACUCCGGACGAGAGAGAGAGAGAGAGAGAGAGUGUCUAAGAGAGAGAAAUAGAGAGAGAGAAAGGGGGGCAAAGAAGAUGUCCAGAGAGGUCCAGAGCAUUUCAGAGUUGGAGCUCAGUCCCGGCAUCUCGGACGACAGUCGCUCCCUGUCCCCGGGUCAUUCCUCCAGCGCGGCAGACGGAAUCGACUCGCCUCUCGGCGGGCAGGAGCCGCAGCUGACGGCUCUGGACGAGGCCUCGGCGGGCUGCUCCUCCGCCAGGUCCGACGACGAGGACGAGCGCUUCCCCGCCGGCAUCCGCGAGGCGGUGAGUCAGGUGCUCAACUGCUACGACUGGACCAUCGUGCCGAUGCCCGUGCGCGUGAGCGCCGGAAGCAAGAGCAAGUCGCACGUGAAGAGGCCAAUGAACGCCUUCAUGGUGUGGGCGCAGGCCGCGCGGAGGAAACUGGCCGACCAGCAUCCACACCUGCACAACGCGGAGCUCAGCAAGACCCUGGGGAAGCUGUGGAGGCUUCUCAAUGAGAGUGACAAGCGACCGUUCAUCGAGGAGGCCGAGAGGCUGAGGAAGCAGCACAAGAAGGAUUACCCGGACUACAAAUACCAGCCGCGACGCCGUAAAAACGGGAAGCUCGGCUCCGGGUCAGGAAGUGAGGCCGAUGGCCAUUUGGAGGGUCAGAGCCACAGUCCUCCCACACCUCCCACCACUCCCAAGACCGAACUUCAGUCUGGAAAGACAGGAGAUGGUAAGAGGGAGGGAGCUGGGAAUGGCGGCACACGGGGGACAACGGGAGCAGAAGGCGUUCCUGGAUCUGGCAAACCUCACAUUGACUUUGGUAACGUGGACAUCGGUGAGAUAAGCCAUGAGGUGAUGGCCAACAUGGAGCCGUUUGAUGUCAAUGAGUUUGACCAGUACCUUCCCCCCAACGGGCAUCCAGGGGUUGGUGCAGCAGCAGGAGGAGCUGCAGCAGCCUCUCCGGCCUCUCCGUUUGCCUACGGCAUUUCGUCGGCUUUGGCUGCAGCCGGCGGUCACUCCGCAGCUUGGCUCUCGAAGCAGCAGCAGCCGCAGCAACAUCACAGCUCCCCCCUGGGCUCAGAUCCAUACAAGGCGCAGAUUAAGAGCGAGGCCGAAGGUUCUGGGUCUCACUUUGCGGAAGCAGCCUCAGCAGGUGCCCACGUCACCUACACGCCGCUCAGCCUUCCCCACUAUAGCUCUGCUUUCCCCUCGUUGGCCUCAAGGGCUCAGUUUGCGGAAUAUGCCGACCACCAGCCUUCGGGGACGUACUACGGCCACUCCGGCCAGGCUUCGGGGUUGUACUCUGCCUUCUCUUACAUGGGGCCUUCGCAGAGGCCUCUUUACACCGCCAUCACUGACCCAACCAGUGCAUCGCAGUCGCACAGCCCCACGCACUGGGAGCAGCCCGUCUACACAACAUUAUCGCGGCCAUGACAGAUGGCCAUAGCAGAAAGUGCCGGUGCAGGUUCAGCCCCAGUGUCAGACCAAAGCAGGAGAGGCGGCUCUGUUUGCUACGUCAGAGAUAGAAGUGCUCUGGUCUGUGGGGGAGUGGGCCAGCACUGGGGGAGUCGGCUGGAGACCCAGAGGGGGAAACACCUUCUGACCUCGGCCAGGUGGAGCGCAUGCUGUUACAGCACCGAGUGUACCGAGUGUGGACCUUUUAAUCAAGUUUAAGUCGCCGCCGGCACUUGGUGUAGGAGUCUGGGAUUAUAAUACCUUGGUAAUGCGAAGAAAAACAUCCACAGCAGAGUUUCUGACACUUCCAACAUCAAAACUAUGCAUGGGCAUCGUGUUCCCGUUAGUGUGGAAACUUCACGUGAAUUACAGCUGGCUGGUCUUUUUUUGUCUUUUUUUUUUACCCCUCCAAGGGGUCUUUUUGUGGGCUCUAGUGACCCUUAUAUGACAGUAGGCUGACAGGAAAGGGGAAAGGAGAGGGGGGGAAGACAUGUGGCAAAUAUCGUCAGGUCCGGGAAUCGAACCCGCGAUGGCCGCGUCAAGGACUCAAGGCCUCCAAACAUGGGUCGCGCUGUCCCCUACGCCACCACGGCACGCCCCGGCACUUUGUCUUUUACGAGCCUCUUCCACAGUAGUAAGGUCUUGAUCAGGGUUUGAAUGGUGUGACUAAAUGCAAGCCAAAUUCUUUUUGUUAUGAAACGCAUCAAAUGCCUCACAAACCGAGGGCUACUUCCUUUGUCGGCUCUCCACUCUAACUCAGGAUUGACAUUUAAUUACACAACAAACCUAGAAAGCAGGAUUCUACUCAGCUUAGACAUUACGAUAUGUUAAUCUGACGUCUCUUUGUAAACAACAUGAACAGUUAGACAAAGUGCGUCGUAUAUCUACACAAAACCAACUUUACUACUUCACACUAUCAUCGAGAAAGACGACGCAGUGCAUGUGAAGCACCUGUCAUUUAUUUAUGUAAACUUUAUGUAAGCUGACCAAAGUUUUAUGACCAAAACUUUUGAUGUUUUCUAAAGAAGAAACUGAAUUUUUUAAGAUGUUUCUCCCAACGUGACAUCCAAAACUACCUAAGUAGACCUUUCUUGUCUGUUUUACUGUAUAAUUUUACUUGUAUGUGUCAAAAUUAACUUUUGCCUCGUUAUUUGUCCAUUAGCAUUAAUUCCGAUGAUGAAUUAUUUCUCAGCAUGUCAAUUAACUAUUUUUAUUGGUUGUGGAAGUGGGCCGUCGAGAACACAUUUCUAGCUCUAACAGUUUGCUGUAAUUACACUGCUGAAUUUAUGUUUGCCAUGACGACGUAACUACACUGGAAGCCUUCACUGCUGUCUUUGCUUUUUGCUUGAGCGUUAUUAUUCAUUGUUUAUGUAAAAGUUCAGUAUUCCGUGUUUGACAAGCCAAUAAUAAGAAGCAGCUGCCACUUGUGUAUUAAUGCAGUCUGAUAUUAACUUUAAAAAAAAAGUGUGUUGCCCUUAAUAAUGCAUGCUAAUAAUUGGUGCAGAGGGGUAACACCUUCUAGACUGUUUCAUGUUCUUGUCAUUGAAUUUUUAAAUUAUAACUUUAAUGUAUCUCUUUCAUUUCAUGCCUAAUCUUUCUUUUUGUAAUUCUGACAUAUCUGCAUUUCUGAGGACCUAAUUAACCCUAAACAAAGGUCAAAUAAUAAUAAUAAUAAAUAAUUUGCCAUGUCUUGUUUGUAUCACCAUUGGUCAUCAUAUCCAAGCUGUUUAUUGUCAUUCUCUAUCUAAGCUGUUUGUGCUUAUUUGAACAUUUACCUUCGCAACGAGAGGCUGGAGUGUUUUCUGAGUGCUGCACUCCUUAUUUAUGUGUGUGUUUUGUAUUAUUUUGCACUGUUUUGUUCUCUUUGUUAUGACCCAUUUUACUGAUAUGGUUUGUGUUUUAUGUUUUUUAGAAGCAGAGUAUGGCUCAACCACAUAAAAACAGGAACUAAAAGCCUUAACAUGUGAAAAUGUGCUGUGCUCCUUUACUUUCUAUUGGAAUAAAGCUAUUUGUCUGAUUGAACAUAA